AUGCUUGACAUGCUUUGUACAUUUUUUUUGGUUUAUAUCUUGUAUAUCUACGUACCUGGUGGUCUUAUUUUUACGCUAAUGUCGACUGGAAUCACUAUAACGAAGAAAGAUGUGCCAAAAGAAAAGACUAGAAAAGCCAUCGACGAUGAAGAAUUUGAAGAGUUCCCCGUACAAGAAUGGGCGGAACGAACCGAUGAUGCUGAUGAUGAAGAAAUGAACGUGUGGGAGGACAACUGGGAUGAUGAGACUCAUGAGAGCGAUUUCUCUAAGCAAUUGAAAGAAGAGUUGACGAAGAGUGGUCAGAUUGUUUCGUGA
Molecule: messenger RNA, 315 nt
Organism: Strongylus vulgaris
Lineage: Eukaryota; Metazoa; Nematoda; Chromadorea; Rhabditida; Strongylidae
Source: the annotation of a GenBank genome assembly